AUGUCCCCAACCAGGGGCGUUGCUGGUCCCUUCAGCACCACGAAGGGCAGCAGAUUCUUUUCGGAUGCAUUUUGCGAGAAGUGCGCCAAUUCCUCCGGCGGUCUUCCGGCCCCUCAUCGGCCACGAGCAAAGCAAGCGGUUGAACCACCCGACCUCAUCUUUUGCUCCCUCCGCUUGGGCGGCACAGGUUCUGUACGUGUGCACCUUCAUCGACUGCGACGCGCCGCUGCGCCACUGGCUUCCGAAGCCAAUACGGUGAUUUGUGGCAGCCAGGCUGUGUUUGGCCUGACGACGAAGGCAGUGAGAAGUUCCAUGGAUUCCUUCAAGGAAUCAUUUGACACGUCGCCAAUGUUAGACCGGGAGCUUACUGUGGCUAAAAAGAAGAUCGUACUUGUCGUUGUCGACUUUGCGCUGAGCGCUACGUGUGGCUUCACAAAUGCCCGUACGACCCCAGCCAAAACCCGCUGUACCCGCCGCAACCUAGGACGAAGGGUUGCGGCGUGUGGCUUCACAAAUGCCGGUACGACUCCAGCCAAAACCCGCUGUGCCCGCCGCUACCCGCCCUAA
This is a messenger RNA of Aspergillus mulundensis, 567 nucleotides long. RefSeq lists its product as uncharacterized. Lineage: Eukaryota; Fungi; Ascomycota; Eurotiomycetes; Eurotiales; Aspergillaceae. The transcript is spliced from 2 exons. Bases 1 to 567 code for a protein of 188 amino acids. The record is from RefSeq and is a predicted model, not a curated record.